Messenger RNA from Rana temporaria (common frog), 4407 nucleotides. RefSeq lists its product as uncharacterized. Bases 1504 to 3690 code for a protein of 728 amino acids. The transcript is spliced from 2 exons. NCBI's taxonomy places the organism in Eukaryota, Metazoa, Chordata, Amphibia, Anura, Ranidae. The record is from RefSeq and is a predicted model, not a curated record.
UUCCCAGAGGGUUGUAACCAUGUUGUUGUUUUUAAAAAAAAAAAAAAAAAGACUUUUUGUAUCUUUGCUUUUUUUUUAAAUGUGGGUCCUUAUGUCUUCUAUUUUCAGAAGAGCCUAGAAAAAAGCCAAGAAAAAACAGGAAGGACACAUAGUUCUAAGAAGAAAUGUGCUUCCUGUAGGGACUCCCUUCCUGAUUCUUGGGCAAAAGUUUUGUGCAGAGACUGCAUAAACUCUCUAGUUGGGGAAAGGGAUGCAGAACAGGAGGAUAGUCUAGCUGCUUCAGUUAAGGAACUGGCCUCUACCUUUUCCUCUUUCAAAACCUUGUUUGAAAGGGUGCAACCCCCCCUGGUACCCACACAGGUUACAGCCCACCCUGGUGUUCAGGGUCCUGCACCUGCCUCUCCUGAUCCUUCAGCGGAAGCAGUUGAUUUUGCAGGCCCUUCUCAGGGGCAGCACUCCUUAAUGGAGAAUGUUGCUUCCGACUCGCAGGCAGAGUCAGGUGAAGAAGACCAGGACAGUGAGUCCAAGAAGUCUUCCAGAUAUAAGCUAUCUCUUGAUGAGGUUAAGGAACUGCUAGGUGCCAUUUACACGACCCUAGGCAUUCACACGGAUAGUAAACCUCUUAGUCUCCAUGACCAGAUGUAGAAAGGUCUAGGGGAACACAAGGGCAGGGUCUUCCCAGUGCACGAGCUUCUGGUUGAUACUGUUAAGAAGGAGUGGCAGGACCCUGAAAGAAAGCCUUUCUUUUCUCAAUCCCUUAAGAGAAGGUUUCCCUUUGCGGAAGAUUCCACGUCCGUUUGGAAUAAGAACCCUAAAUUAGAUGCGGCCUUUUCACAAGUCUCUAAAAAGACUGAUUUAGCAUUUGAGGAUAUGGGCAACCUGACGGAUGCUAUGGAUAAGAGAAUGGACUCGUUGUUGAAAAAAGCAUGGGAGUCCAUAAUUGGCAAUUUAAAACCAGAAUUAGCAGUUACAGUAGUGGCCCGUAAUUUAGAACACUGGCUCUCAAAGAUCCAAGAACAUAUUGAGGCAGAUACGGACAAGGACACUAUUUUGGCUUCCUUCCCCACAAUUUUAAAAGGGGUAGCCUACAUUGCGGAUGCCUCAGCAGAAUCCGUCCGCAUGUCAGCCAGGUCAGCAGCCCUGGCUAAUUCUGCCAGAAGAGCUCUCUGGCUCAAGACUUGGUCAGGAGACAUUGCGUCCAAGUCUAAGUUAUGUGGGAUUCCCUUUACAGGAGAUCUCCUAUUUGGUCCCGACCUGGAGUCAGUCUUAGACCGCACGGCGGAUAAGAAAAAAUCUUUUCCGUUUAAACGUAAAACUCCACAAAAAGGGAGAGGGUUUCGUCCCCAGAGACAAACGGGGGUCCCGAAACCAGAGACUCAAAAAAGGAUCUGGACACCUAGGGGUAGGGGAAGAGGAGCGAUUUUUCGCCCACCUGACCAGCCCCCCAAAAAACAAUGACUCCCAGAUCAGAGUGGGGGGAAGGUUGGGGGCCUUCCUCCCACAAUGGGAGUCUUUUUCCCCAAACAGGUACGUAUUGGCGAUAGUGAGAAGGGGGUAUUCCCUAGAGUUCUCAUCCCUUCCGCCACAGAGGUACCUGGUCACUCAGCUUCCCAGAGCCAAGGAAAAAGCAGAAGCUCUAGUGGGGGCCUUGAGGGAUCUGGAGGUCCAAAAUGUUGUUUGCAGAGUCCCAAAAGGAGAGGAGAAAAGAGGGUUUUACUCCCACGUUUUCGUGGUAAAGAAACCCUCUGGCAAGUACAGGUUAAUCCUAAACCUGAAACCGCUGAACAAGUCAGUAACAUACAAAAGAUUCCGUAUGGAGUCAAUUUUCACGGUAAGGGCCCUCCUACCACAGAAUUGCUUUAUGGUCUCCCUGGACCUCAGGGACGCGUACCUGCACGUACCCAUUGCAGAGGGGUCUCAGGAGUUUCUACGGCUAGCGAUAGACUUGGGAACUUCGGUGGUGCACCUACAGUUCCAGGCCUUGCCAUUCGGUCUAUCCUCCUCACCCCGCGUGUUCACAAAGGUCCUGGCGGAACCAAUAGCUUUUCUGCGUCUUCAGGGAGUGGGUAUAAUAGCGUACCUGGACGACCUGCUUCUUUUUGCAGCCUCUCCGGAACAAGUAUCCAGGGACCUGGAACUAACCAAAAAGACCCUUAUGGACCUAGGUUGGCUGUUAAACCUGGAAAAAUCCAGUCUAAUACCAUCGCAGCGCAUUCCUUAUUUAGGGUACACCCUGGACUCCACCCUGCUAAGGGUCUUCCUUCCAUUAGAGAAGGCUCUAAAGUUAGAAAAGUCGGUAUCUGCCCUCCAGGGCAGCCAUCAGGUUUCAAUCAGAUUCCUGAUGUCAACACUAGGACUGUUAACUUCCACUCUACCGGCAGUCCAGUGGGCAGGGAUUCACUUUCGGGCCCUGCAGGCCUUUGUACUCAGAAUCUGGGACCACAGCUCAGAACACCUAGACGUCCUGGUACAGGUCCCAAGUCAGGUAAAGAGAUCCCUCUGGUGGUGGAGAAAGAUCACCAAUUUGUCGCAGGGUCGUCUAUGGCAUAUCCGGUCUCCACUGGUUGUCACCACAGACGCCAGCGGCAGAGGUUGGGGGGCUCACCUGGGUGUACUUCCAGCACAGGGUGUUUGGGAAGUGGCAGAGCUGAAACAUUCCUCCAACUGGAAGGAGCUGAGGGCGAUCGGUUUAGCUCUCAUCUUCUUUCAGGAGAGACUUCGAGGACACCACGUCCAGGUGAGGUCAGACAAUGCGUCGGCCGUGGCCUAUGUGAACAAACAGGGUGGCACCAGGUGUGUAGCCCUGUCGGCCAUAACAACAAGAAUCUUUCGCUGGGCCGAAACAAACACCCUGUCCUUAUCAGCAGUUUUUCUAAGGGGAAUAGAAAACAGUACAGCGGAUUUCCUCAGUCGAAGUCAACUGAGGGAAGACGAGUGGUCCCUCAAUCAGGAGGUCUUCCAUCUUUUGGUCAAGAGAUGGGGGUCUCCGGAGAUAGAUCUCUUCGCAUCCAGGGAGAACGCAAAAACACAUUGGUUUUUCUCUCGGGGCAGGGGAGAGGGAGCAAGAGGGAUAGAUGCCCUAUCCCAGAGCUGGCGAUUCGGGAUUUGUUACGCCUUCCCACCCCCAGCUCUUCUACCACUGGUCCUGAGAAAAUUUCAGCUGGAGAACACCUCACUUAUCCUUGUGGCACCCCACUGGCCCAAGAGGGCUUGGUUUUCGGUUCUCAAGCAACUGACCACAGAACCCCCUCUUUUUCUUCCUCUUCGAGAGGAUCUCCUCUCGCAGGGUCCAGUUCUAUGCCCACAGGUACACAGGUGGAACCUUGCGGCGUGGUUACUGAGGAGUCCUUGCUGAGGUCCAGAGGUUUUUCGGACAAACUGACUGCCACCCUUCUUAACAGUAGGAAGAAGGAGACACGUUCUAUUUAUAGAAAAGUUUGGCUUCGUUUUAAUACUUGGUGCCAGGAAUUUUCCUUUCCAACACAAAGCCACAAGUCCGUUCUAGAGUUUCUCCAGUGCGGAGCGGAUAAAGGCUUGUCAGUGAGUACCCUUAAAGGCCAGGUCUCAGCCCUCAGUGUGUUUCUAGAGAGCCCUCUAGCCUCCAAUCCUUGGGUCAUCAGGUUCUUUAGGGCUUUGUCCAGACAGAAACCUUCCCAGGGACCUCCCUUCUCAAGUGGGAUCUAUCACUAGUUUUACAGGUGCUAACAGGGUUGCCCUUUGAACCCUUAGACAAGUGUUCGUUAAAGGAUUUAACGUUUAAAACAGUCUUUUUAGUUGCAGUGACUACUGCCAGGAGGGUCAGUGAAUUGGAAGCCCUGUCCAUUCGUCCUCCUUUUUGUGUAAUUUUUCCGGAUCGGGUUGUUUUUAAAACCGAUCCGGCUUUCCUUCCGAAAGUGGCUUCCAAGUUUCAUAGAAGCCAGGAGGUUGUGUUACCUUCAUUUUGUUCCAAUCCCUCUGGUGAAAGGGAAUUUAAGUUUAGUACACUAGAUGUUAGGAGAUGCAUCCUACAGUACUUGGAGCUGACUCAGGCUUUUAGGAAGUCAGACUCUUUGUUUGUUUUGUUUUCUGGGACCAGAAAGGGACAGAAAGCGUCUCGGCGCACAAUUGCUAGGUGGCUUAGACUAGUUAUUGGGCAGGCUUACUCCUUGACUGGUAGGGAAGUCCCUACAGGAAUAAAGGCACACUCUACUCGAGCGGUGGCUACUUCUCAGGCUGAAAGGGCUGGAGCGACGCCAGAUCAAAUAUGCAAAGCCGCAACUUGGUCCAGCUACGCCACUUUCAUCAAGCAUUAUAGAGUAGACUUGGUGUCAGCAGGUGAACAAGCCUUUGGGAGAAAAGUCUUGCAAGCCGUGGUCCCACCCUAAAUUCGGACCGGAGUGCUCGUAUAAAAACUGAGGUCUAGCAGGG